Molecule: messenger RNA, 7111 nt
Organism: Astyanax mexicanus (Mexican tetra)
Lineage: Eukaryota; Metazoa; Chordata; Actinopteri; Characiformes; Acestrorhamphidae
Exons: 5
Coding region: 424-1626 (400 amino acids)
Biological process (GO): regulation of inflammatory response
Molecular function (GO): GTPase regulator activity; protein binding
Source: RefSeq, a predicted model, not a curated record
AGAGUCCCUCUGCUUUCUGUUCCACUCUAUUUUCUGCUUUCUCACGCAAAACAACCGAUUCCACGGGUUUUUAAGAAAUAUGGGCCAUGUCAAUAGGGGUGGGUCGAGGCUUUAGAGAAGGAAGAGGAAGAAACUCUCUUCAGCAAGUCACAGUGGGAGAGAGCGGCUUCACGCGCACUGUGCGUGUGACGGCUCUUAAAUCUCUAAUUAAUUUCUUUUAGGGGAUGAAUUUGCCAGAUCAAAUCAGGCAUGAACUAGCUGAGCUGUUUUUUGUGUGUUUGCUCAAGGAGGUGAAGCCUGUGAGGGCCAUGCCAUAUACACCAGCUGCAGUUUAGAGGAGGACUUUCAUUUCAGCUUCUGGAGGAGUGGAGGAAGGUUCCCAUAUCUGCUGGAUGACUGAGGGACACAGCAGCGGACGCUGACAUGGACUGCGAGGAGGUCAAAGGUGAAAGCCCGGCGGACGAGCAGUUGGAGCCCCUGCUUAUUUUGGAGGAGGGGGACGAGCCGGAGGAGUUCACAAACAAGACGGCCAGAGGGAAAGGAACACUGAGGGUGAAGAACGCAGAGGAACACGAGGAUGAAGUCGCUGGUGCUAAAGUGGGAGAAGGUGAGCAUGAGGACAUAGAGGUCAACGAGGAGAUUGUGGUGAAGCUGGAAGAUCAGGAAAAUAAGGAGGCACUACUGGAAAACCAAGCCAAAGCCGAAGUGGCUGAACAAGUGGCGGGAAAAGAGGAACGCUUGUUGGAAGGGACACUGGAGGCUGCUGAGGAGGUCAACGUCCAAGCUGGAGGGGGACUGGUGAAUGUGGACAAGGCUGAAGAGGGAGAAAUGGAGGAGCAACACGAGAAGACCACUACUACUGACGUAGUUGCAGCAGAGAAGCUUCAAGUUAGUCCAGAGAUCCAAUCACAGGCUAAGUUACGGCCCAAAGACCUCCUGAGGCCUGAAGAUGCUCUGCAAAAGGUCCACCGGCUGUCCCAUGAUUUCCCCGAUACUCUGUACGAGCUGCUGUGUACCCUGCAGGAGGGCCGGCGGCUCAACGACCAGCGCUGCUCCUUCAGACUGGAGGGGCGGAGGAGGUGUUACUCGGAGCCCAGCACCCCCCGACACAGUCAGAAAGUGAUGUUCUCGUCCAUGACCUCGCUGCAGAAGGAGGAGUUUUUUGACCUUGUGGCCACCUCCCAGGGUCGUCGACUGGAUGACCAGCGAGCAGACUUCCAGAGCCUGUCCCCAGCCCCCUCGUCCCCAGAGCCCCUGAAACCAUCUUCCUCCAGCAAUUUCACUGCCCCCUCUGCUGCCUCUUCUGCUGCCGCCUCUGCUGCCUCUUCUGCUGCCGCCUCUGCUGCCUCCACAGCUGCCCCCUCUGCUGCCACUAUGGCCAAAUUCAAGCUCAGGAAAGGCAGCUGCAAGGGCCCGGAGUCCAGCCAGACUGUUCCCAGACCAGUACCCAAAGAGGAUCUGUACAACAUGAUCCUCACCUCACAGGCUCAGGGUCGUCUGGAGGAGCAGCGCAGUGUGGCCCCGGGCCCUAUGGAUGAUGAAGAUUUCUUCUCCUUGUUGCUGAAGGUUCAGGGGGGGCGUAUGGACGAGCAGAGGACGGAGAUGCCUGUAGCACUUAAGUAUUGAGAGCGGCGGUGGCUAACACUGUUCAGUAGGACACAGGGGUUUUGUUUCAGCUCUACGUGUCCAAGAAAUGUGGCCUUUGUUACCUUUUUAGGUCUAUUUUUGUAUUUGUAGUACCGUAACUGUGGCUGGGGCUCGUCUGCAGAAGUACGAUAUACUGACAUGCCAAAAAUCAUGGGACAGGAAUUAGUAUCAUGUUUUAUUGAAGCUUAAGCUUAAGCCACACUGACUGACCUGCUGGAUACAGUAUGUGUGUGGGACAAUUCGGACAAUUCUAGCCAGAAGAAGCCGCUCACGAUUAUUAGGAACCACUGCCCUGUCCACUGUGAGGGGUAAUAUUGGCUUUCUAUGACAUAUUGUUACACCUUAGACCAUGUUUGUCGUUUUAUUCCUUCUUUUCUUGUCCUUUUCUGUUCCUGUCUUGUGCUUUUGCUUGUCUUCCCUAGUCUUAUUAGUGUUCCCACCUGUGUCUAAUUUGUAACCCAGCCUCCUCAUUAACUACCCCACGUGUUCCUUGUCUGUGUGUAUUAGGGAUGCAAUGGUUCUCUGUUUUUUAUCGAACCGUUCGGUUCGGCCUGUUCGGUUCGAUGUAUGUUGAAGCUAGAUAAUAUAAAUAUAUAUAAAAACCGAACCGAAACCGUGGCCCAAGAACCACAAUAUUUUCAUAUUUCAUGUUUUCCUUUGUUAUUUGUUGCCCCUUUUUGACCAGCUUGGAACCGACACCAUUCUGGUUCGCGAACCUACUUUUAAACUGGUUCGUGUGUUUCCACCAAGUAAAGUAGGUUCCGAAACCAGGAACCGUGACCACUUCUGUUGACCGCCUCUGUGCAGUGCUAUCUUUUGAUGAUAUAUGAUGUGGGGUUUUGACGGUUCCACUACAAAUGUGUCUCAUUUGUAACCCAGUCUCUUUGUUAUCUUCCCCAGGUGUUCCUUGUCUGUGUCUGUGUUUUUAUACCUCAUGUUUUCCUUUGUUCUCUGUUGCCCCUUUUCCACCAACGUUCUGGUUCAUAAACCUAAUUUUGAACCGGUUUGCUGCGUUUCAAUCAAAAAACUAGGUUCCAAAACCAGGAGCAUUUGUUCUUUCAGUGGAAAAGCUCUAUGUCUUGCUUUUUGACUUUUUGCUAUAUUUCUGUUUUUUUCUGUUAUCUGUACCGUAUCUGUUUUGUUUUAUGUAUUUAUUAGUCUAUAGUUUUGUCUACCUAGUCCUAACUAUGUUUUGUUUCUUUGUUUUUAGCAUGGCUGCUAAUAAAACCAACUUGCAUGUGCAUCCUGCCUCCAACUCUGGAACGUUACACAUAUUAUUGCCAGUAAACAUGUAACACUGUGUGCUGAGAAAUGUUAAAUGCCUGCAAAAAGGCCUUGCUUGCGGAUAAUCAAUGUACUUAUUACUGUCCCAUGACUUUUUCCUUUUUUGCAUGUCAGUGUUAAUUAAUAUUGAUGGUUCUUUGCCUGUAACUUUUUUGUAUAUUGCACCGUAAAUUUCCAAGGAACCUUUUUUUAAGACUGUAUAGAACCUUUUUUUUUUGCUGAAAGUGUUGAAGAUAGACAGAGACACAGUAAACUAGAUGAAGCUGAAGUUUUUUUUUUUGUUAAUUUCUUUCUGUGCUCAUCGUCCCAAGGUCUUAAAAUAUUGAAGAUCUAUUUAAGUAGAAGGUCAUUUUUAGUGCAAAUAUGAGCAUUUUAACACAAGUGGUACGCAUGCUAUUCUUUUCUGUACAAAAAAAUGUUAUUUCAUUAUAUGGUACAUUGCUUUUGUCAUGUGUCAUCAUCUAUUCUGUUUCAUUCUUUUCAGCAACGUUUUUCUAUAUACUUUUUUUUUACUUUUAUUUGAAAACAACAGAAAAAUCUAGAGGUCAAAGGCCAAAUCCAAAAGUCUCCUAAGACACCCAGUAUCAUGUGCAUCCAUUCUUCUUCAGUUGUUUUUAAUCAGUGGGAACUGUAGCUGAUAAAGGUGUUUUUGGGCUGUAGUCACAUUUUUACAUAGUUGUGUGGCAAUUUACACCGCAAAACUAUACGAUAUAUAAAAAAAUUAUCAACACCUUCCAAAAGCUUAUUUUUAAAAUUUUUUCUUAAGUCACACUCUUAAAAAGAGCCAUUAUCCUAAAGGGGUGUAAUCAAACGAUCGGAUCAACUGGUGUAGAUGAUUUUACCACAGGUGGCAAUGCAGCACCUUAAGUAAAAGAUUUAGGCAAAAAAGUCCAUUUAGAAAAAGUCAAUUUUGCUAAAAAAAAAAUAUUUUAAAAAGAUUAUGAUAAAAAAUUAAGAAUAGAUAUAUAAAUUGGGACAUAUAUGCUUAUAUUAAGCAAAAAAACAUGGGAUUGAUACAAUUUUUCUUAGUAAGAUGUUUAGAUCUCAAGAUGUCAAAAUCUUAAAAUCCUUGAAGUAAGCCUUGAUUUUAAAUCUUAAAUCAGAAUACCGUAUUUUUUGGACUAUAAGGUGCACUUAAAACCCUUUAAUCUUCCCAAAAAUCACCAGAGAGCCUUAUAAUUUGGUGCACUAUAUGUAUAAGUUCUACCAGUCAGGUAUUAAGGAGCAGUAAAGCCACUCUGCUGAAGUACAGAGUUAUACAGGAGUUUCAAUGAAGUUUCUCCAGCACUAAGGCUGGAGCAGCAACAUUAGCAUUAGCUGCUAACCGCAGCGCUAGAUCAUUCAACUUUUAGAGGUGAGUAUAUCAGACUGUAGUCUGCAUGAUUACUGUGUUAAAACAAGCUACGUGAGACAAACCACUAAUAGCAGCUAAUGCUAAUGCUGCUGCACCCAGCCUUAGUGCUGGAGAAACUUUACUGAAAACUCACCCUUAAACAAAAUAUUGGAAAUCUAAGCUUACUGUAAUUAAAUGGAAGCGCUUUACUUACACAAAUCUGUGUAGAUUAACAUCCAGCGCUCAUUUGACUUUAAAAUAAUGUUUUUAAAUUAUUAUUAUUAUUACAGUUUUGUUUACUUAGGCACUUCCUCCAGCUUCACCAUUAGAAAGGAAACAUGGCGACACCCUUGCUCACUUCGAUGUAGGCAUCCUUACUAGUGUCGCUUAACACGCCUUAGAAUCCGGUGCACCUUAUUUAUGAAAAUAGACCAGAAAAUAGACGUUCAUUGAUAAUGCGCCUUAUAAUUUGGUGCUCCUUAUAGUCUGAGAAAUACAGUACCUUAACUGAAGACUUGUGCUUGUGCUUAUUGUGAACGAGGUGAAAAUUCUAAGUGAGACUAAUUAAGGUCAAUCUAACACUUAUAACGCCUAUAAGAUGCACUGGCUUGACAUGACUAAGAUAUAGAGUUCUGAGUUCAUGUGCUGUGUUCACAUAUGCACUUUAGAUGCUAAAAUGAUCCAAAACUAUGUGAAAAUGCAGUAAACAUAGCUCAUUUUCAAUUUUCAGUAGGUGUUUAUUGCUCAUUGAUGACAAUAACAUUUAAUAGUAUUAUUAUUAUUAAUAUGAUAAGUGAUUCCAGUAGAUAACAGUCGAGUACAGGCCAGAUAAUUGCAGUUACACUGGAGGACAGACUGCAUACUACAAGCUGAGCGAUUGCAUAAUCUGUGUUUUGAGCCACUGCACGCAGAAUAACAGGAAAUGCAUGGGCAGCCAGCGUUUGAUGUUUUAUUUAAUCGCACUGUCGAAGCAGAUGGUUCUCCCCAACAGAAACUGUCCAGGAGCCAAAGCCUGCGGGCCCCAGAUUCAGCAGCCCUACUUUAGCAGAGCGCUACAGUGCUCCUUAUACCACAAGACCUGGUUUUGCUUCCCCCUGAGGGGCAAAACUUCACCCCCUUCACACAGUUCACACACUUCACAGAGAGCGUGCCCACCGAAAGAUCGGUUAUCAUCAACUGUAGACAGAUAAACAUCUGCCAUUCUGACCGCAGAAGGGGGUUUCUGAAAUGGUAAAUACAGUCAUCAUCAAAAUAUAGUUGCACCAGAAGGAAGUGUUGUGUUUCAAUGAUAUUUGGUCGGAAGGUGAGGGUUUACAGACAAUAAAUGCUAAACAAUAAAUGCUAAAAAGAAAAAGAAUUUAGACUGAUAUGGGAAAUAUUUAUUGAGCAACAGACGUCAGAUGUCUCAGUAUGGAGUGAGUUGUAGAGGUUCCUAAUGGAGUCCUGUGAUAAUCUGUCCCAUUUAGAAGUGGAUAGAGUGUUGAUAAAGCAGUCUAAUAGCAGCAUCCCUCAAUUUUUUAAUCAGAAAUAGGUCUGAUAGCAGGACAUGGCCAUGUAAAGGUGUCUUCAAAGCAAACAAGCUCUUCAGAUAGCAGCAGGAAGUGGAUGAGCAGUGUCCUGUUGGAACAGCUGGAGUGUGCAUUCAGAAAAGCUAGGGACUGAUUGUUGAAGCUCAUUAAUGAAAUGAUUGAUUAGUCGUCAAAAACCUUACGAAAUUGCACCCAACACCAUAACACCAGGCCUUCUGGAUGUGUGUAAUCUUUUAAGUAAGUAAGCAUUUUCUCCUAGACAAAAGCGUAACUCGUCACUGAAGAGAUGACCCUAAGAGUCACAACAUGGCACAAUAUCAUUGCAGUGUUUGGUGACAUUGUCCUGCAUCAUGCAGCCGUCUGCCAAUAGUGCUGGCACUAACAAAAUGAAUCAUUGAAGGCAUCAUUGCUCACUAAAUUUCCUCAAUCAUGAUGUAUAGGCCUUUCUUCUAUCUUCAGGGUCACCAAUAGUGUGCUAGGAUUAUGGUUAGGCCCUAGUUCAAUGAUCCAACUCUUCUGAAACUCUUUCACCUGCUGGAAUUGCUUUUAAACUCUUCUUCGAGGCUUUGUGCUUUGUUUAUACAGCUGGACCACCUUAAAUAGUCAGUCAGGUACAUGAUAAGCCCCUCCUUACUUAUAUCACAUGCAAGGCUAAGCACAUAACUUGAAUUGUUUGCUAUUAUCUUCCAAUAUCAGACCAAAUCACCAAGUUUCUUUCCUUUCAGUUAAUUUCUUCUGGGUGCAACUGUGUUUUGAGGAUGAUUGUAUAUAGACCAUGUCUGUUUUAAUUGAAUUCAAAGCUAAGCAUUAUGUCUAGCAUCCUGUGUACAUUUGUGGUAAAUGAUCUUAAUACGUUUUAAAAAAUUAUAUUUUAUAUUCUGCCCAUCUUUGGUUGCCGUAUUGAGAAAAGACAGCUAAACAAAGCUUUUCUAAUUGCUAUUUUUCCUCCUUUCUUAUUAUGUAAAGCCGAGUACCAAACUUGUGAUCUUGUGUAAACUGUGUACUAUUUACUUCCAGUUAAUAUUGUACCCAUGGUUUAAAAAUGUGAAUUCCUUGUAUAUCUACUUGUAAAUAACUGUAGUAAAAAUACUUGCACUACUUCACAGUGUUGCCAAGUCUGAUGAGCUUAAAUAAUGCGAACAGCUUUCCUAACUUGCUUGAAUUUUUCUUAGAAUGCAAAAAGCAUCAUUCCAUUCACUGUAAUUACACUCACCCUCUGGCAGUAUUUAAUGCAACAAAAAACACAACUUCACAUUGUUUUAUUAAUGUAACAAAAGUGUUAAAAAAUUAAAAUGUCAAUAAAUUAAUAUUGAAACUA